CCGGCUUUUUCUUCGCAGCAGCAGCAGCAGCAGCCCCGCGGCUCCCUCCGGCCAUGUCCCGCCAGUGGGAGCUGGCCAGCCGCCGCCGCCGCUCCACGCAGGACGGCUACGACUUCCCCAAAGACCUGGAGCACCGGAGUGACCCCCACCGGAGAGGCUCCCUCUGCGACCGACACUGUGUGGCCAUUAACAACAUCCACGGGGACCUGGCGGAUAUGCCUUCGGAGUCCCACCAGCUCAGCCACGGGAUCCUGCCCCCCCGGAUCCGGCCAGUGGUCUCCAGCCCAGGCUGCUGCCUGCAUCACUCUGAGGACGUUCAGACGUGCGAGGGCUGCCUGCAGAAGAUGACCCUGACGGCCGAGAACGAGGUGGAAGCCCACCGUCUCUCCAACAAUUACAAGUUCGGCUUUAAGAAAUGGAAGAGUCACGUCACGGCUCGGCCCUGGGAGGAUCGUUCGGAAAUUGUCAAGGAGCUCUACUCGGACCUGACUAUCGUCAAAAGUCCAACAGGUUCCAUGCUGACCUGUGGCAACAUCUUCUACCUUCUCUUCUUUGGAUGGUGGCUCUUCCUACUCUACACCGUGGUCUCCCUUCUGAUGUUCCUCACCUUGCUGGGGGCGCCCUACGGAAAACUGUGCUGGAAACUUGCUGGAUAUUUUCUCUGGCCAUUUGGGAAAGUCAUUCAGAAGUUGAAAACCUAUCGUCCAGAUUGCCAGAUGAAGUUCAGCAAGAACCAGGUCAUCGCGGAGGUCAUGGUGGUGAAGGACACCACCCCCUUGCUCGCCCGGCAGGAGUCGUGCAAGAUGGGUGGUUGUGGUUACUGGAGGCGCCUCAGCACCUACCUCUGGCUGCUGACCAGCUUCCCCCUCCUCGCCAUUGCCCACGCUCUGGUCUGCCUCGUCUGCUGGCUUCUGGUCUUCUUCAUCCCCACGGCCAAGAUGAGCCUGCGCACCGUCACCACGAUUUUACUCCUGCCCCCCGAGUGCGUCCACAUCCAGCGCCUGCGGAAGACGGAAGUCCCCUUAGAUGCGGAAGUGGUCCUUUGUUGUUACCGGGCGGUCUGUGCGUAUUAUUACAAAUACGCUGUGGAUGGGAUCAACGUCUUCGCCGUCAAUCUCCUCCCGUUGGUCAUCGUGACUCUGACUUUGGGCUAUGCCGAUAAGCACAACUACUACACCGGCUCCGUGACAAAGUUCACCCUGGCCUUGCUCUCCAUCAUGCCUCUCUCCUACUAUAUCGGCAUGGCGAUUGCCAGCAUCUCGGCACAGAGCAACUUCGCGGUAGGGGCCGUGGUCAACGCCACGUUUGGCUCCAUCACGGAACUCACCUUCUACAUCACGGCCCUCAUCAAGGGGGCUCGCGAGAAGAACAGGUGCUACGAGGAGAUCGUCAAGUCCGCCCUCACCGGGACCCUCCUGGGCUGCGUCCUUUUCAUCCCGGGACUCUGCAUGGUGAUUGGCGGCAUCCGACAUCAAGAGCAGAGGUUCAACAGCCGAUCGGCCGGGAUCAGCUCCGCUCUCCUGUUCCUGUCGGUGGGAGGUGUGUUUGCCCCAACUCUCUUCUCCAAAGUCUACGGAAGACUAGUCUGUGGGGAAUGCCAGAACCUUACCCAGGAACUACCCGGGCACUACGUCUGCCAGAGCUGUCACUUUGAUUUGAUGGAGAACAACGGGACUCUGUACUACAGCCAUGUCGAACCCCUGGUCUACACGGUGUCUUUGAUGCUCCCAGCCGCCUACUUCAUCGGGCUCAUCUUCACCCUGAAGACCCACUCCCACAUUUACGACAUCCACAUCAGUGACUGUCACAUGCCCGGUCACCAUCAUAGCGCUGUGGUCCACUGGUCCCGCUGGAGAGCCGUGGUCAUUCUCCUGGUGGCCACCCUAGGCAUGUCCGCCUGUGCCGACCUGGCCACCGAGCACAUUGGCCCCAUCCUGAACAACUCCCCCGUCUCUCAGUACUUCAUCGGGGUGACUGUGCUGGCCAUGGUGCCCGAGAUCCCAGAGCUGAUCAACGGAAUCCAGUUUGCCUUGCAGAACAAUCUCAGCUUGAGCAUUGAGAUCGGGAACUGCAUCGCGGUGCAAGUCUGCAUGUUACAGAUACCCAUCCUGGUGCUCUUCACCGUGUUCUACCCCACCGACUUCAUCCUGGUCUUCAGCGACCUCCACGUCUACGCCAGCAUGUUCAGUGUGGUCCUCAUGAAUUACAUCUUCAUGGAUGGCAAGUGUGAUUACUUCCAAGGUACCGUGUUGGUGAUGGUCUAUUUCAUCCUCCUGGCUGUGUAUUAUUUUGCCCCUUCUCCUGCUGGCUGCUGAGCCGACGGCUCCACUGGGCUUCCGUAUUCCUGCCUCCUGGCAUAGCAGUCGCUUCCCGCAAGCGCUUCUAUCCGAGCAAUGACUGUCUCGUAGGGAGGUGCUCGGGACAGACUUUAAUAAGUAUCCUUUUAGAUUUAUCUCCAAGGCAGCCAUUCACCUUUUCCAGCUCAUGAGCCUCUUGGGGGUCCUUCCUAUAUUGAAAAGCUGUAGGAGCUGCAGAAGACGCUGACCAACUCUUGGUGACCAACAAAGAGAGUUUCGGUGCAGUAAAGCAGCGAUGUGGAUGCCUCUGAUAGACGAGCGUGCGGGUGAUUUUCAACACGGAUUAGAGAAGUGCUGCUGUUUCACUGUAGCUACCUCCAGCUUUUGUCACGCGGCCCCCUGCUGCAGGCAAAGACAUACACACACCCCAAAGUCGAGAACCGCCCCUGAUCUUGAGACAGAGCAUGAAAUAAAGGAAGCCGAUUUUGAACGUCGUCUCCGGAGUGUGUUGGGGAUGGUAUCUUUCGUUUCGUAGCCAUCACGGGAG
Messenger RNA from Crotalus tigris (Tiger rattlesnake), 2844 nucleotides. Its product is annotated as low affinity vacuolar monovalent cation/H(+) antiporter-like. Gene Ontology annotation, biological process: calcium ion transmembrane transport; intracellular calcium ion homeostasis. The transcript is spliced from 20 exons. Bases 54 to 2315 code for a protein of 753 amino acids. Gene Ontology annotation, cellular component: membrane; endomembrane system. Lineage: Eukaryota; Metazoa; Chordata; Lepidosauria; Squamata; Viperidae. Gene Ontology annotation, molecular function: calcium:proton antiporter activity. The record is from RefSeq and is a predicted model, not a curated record.